This is a messenger RNA of Hypomesus transpacificus, 2082 nucleotides long. RefSeq names its product leucine rich repeat containing 4C, genome duplicate b (gene lrrc4cb). The record is from RefSeq and is a predicted model, not a curated record. NCBI's taxonomy places the organism in Eukaryota, Metazoa, Chordata, Actinopteri, Osmeriformes, Osmeridae. Bases 1 to 1899 code for a protein of 632 amino acids. Gene Ontology annotation, molecular function: cell-cell adhesion mediator activity. Gene Ontology annotation, biological process: regulation of axonogenesis; modulation of chemical synaptic transmission; synaptic membrane adhesion. The transcript has a single exon. Gene Ontology annotation, cellular component: glutamatergic synapse; postsynaptic density membrane; plasma membrane.
AUGCCGAACACGAUGAUCUCUUCCCUCCAGCGCCUGACAAUGAGAGGUCCUAGGCUUAAGGGGGCCCUGUCCAACCCCUUCUUUGUGCUACUGUUGACCCUCCAAAUUCUGGUGGUAGCUGGGCUAGUCCGUGCCCAGACAUGCCCUUCUGUCUGUUCUUGCAGCAAUCAGUUCAGCAAGGUAAUCUGCACACGCCGGAGCUUGCGUGAUGUCCCUGAUGGCAUCUCCACCAACACACGUUACCUGAACCUUCAGGACAACCUCAUUCAGGUAAUUAAGGUGGACAGCUUCAAGCACCUGCGCCAUCUAGAGAUCCUCCAACUGAGCAAGAACCAUAUACGCAACAUAGAGAUUGGUGCCUUUAAUGGGUUGGCCAGUCUCAACACUCUGGAACUCUUUGACAACCGGCUCACUACCAUCCCCAACGGAGCAUUUGAGUACUUGUCCAAGCUGAAGGAGCUUUGGUUACGGAAUAAUCCCAUUGAAAGCAUCCCGUCUUAUGCCUUCAACCGCGUACCCUCAUUGCGAAGGUUAGACCUGGGUGAGCUUAAGCGAUUGUCCUACAUCUCAGAUGGAGCUUUCAAAGACCUGAGCAACUUGCGCUACUUAAACCUUGGCAUGUGUAACCUUAAAGAGAUCCCUAACAUCUUACCUUUGGUGCGGCUUGAAGAGCUGGAAAUGUCAGGAAACCAGCUCACAGUCAUUCAGCCAAGCUCCUUUACCGGGUUAGCAAACCUUCAGAAGUUGUGGAUGAUGCAUUCCCAGAUCCAAAUAAUUGAGCGAAACUCUUUUGACGACCUCCAGUCUUUAGUAGAGCUCAACCUGGCACACAACAACCUCACCUUGCUUCCACAUGACCUCUUCACCCCAUUGCAUCGUCUAGAGCGUGUCCAUCUUCACCACAAUCCUUGGAAUUGCAACUGUGACAUCUUGUGGCUCAGCUGGUGGCUAAAGGAGACAGUCCCUGCUAACACCAGUUGCUGUGCCCGAUGCCAUACCCCGACCAGCUACAAGGGCCGCUAUAUUGGGGAGCUGGAGCACAGCUACUUCCAGUGCGAUGUCCCCGUAAUCCUGGAGCCACCUGCUGACCUCAAUGUUACAGAAGGUAUGGGCGCAGAGCUCAAGUGUAGGACAAGCUCGUUGACAUCCAUCAGCUGGUUGACACCUAACGGUUCAUUGGUGACACACGGAGCAUAUAAGGUGCGCUUGGCAGUCCUAAACGAUGGGACACUGAACUUCACCAGUGUGACCAUGCAGGACACUGGGACUUAUACCUGCAUGGUUAGCAACACAGCAGGCAACAUAUCUGCCUCUGCAGUGCUAAAUGUGACUUCCGUAGAAAAUAGUGGGGUCACUUAUUUUACCACAGUCACAGUGGAAACUACUGAGUCAUUUGCAGAUGAGAGCCAGACACAGGCACUUCCACCUUAUGGCUGGGUGUCAUCUUCAACCACCAGGGGGCCCCUGGUUUCAACAAGGACCACAGAACUGACAUACACUAUCCCUGUUCUGGACCUGGAUGGAGAGGGUGCCCUCAAUGGCCUUGAUGAAGUAAUGAAGACUACAAAGAUCAUCAUUGGUUGCUUUGUCGCUAUUACACUCAUGGCUGCCGUUUUACUGGUCAUUUUCUACAAGAUGAGGAAGCAACAUCAUCAGCAGGAUCCUGAUGGCCCUGCCUCCUCCAUGGAGGUCAUCACUGUGGAGGAAGAGUUGGCAGGGGUUGCCGCCAUGGAAACUCACUUAUCUCUGCCCCCAUUGGAUCACUACAACCACUAUAACACUUACAAGAGUGCUUAUCACCAUCCCCCCAUGAUGAGCUCCUUGCACAGCUCGGCCACACAAGAACCUUUACUUAUUCAAGCCAGCUCAAAAGACAAUGUGCAAGAGACCCAAAUUUGAUUUAGCAUCAUUCUAGUCAAAUUCUGUAUUUCACAUCUGAUACAGGGAGUACGAGGGGCCAAAUGAGGAGGAAUAACUUGACAUACUGUGACACAUGUGAAAUGUGUCAUCAACUGAAAAUGGAGGAUGCGCUGUUUCAAAAAGUGUCUUUACAAAACAACGAUUAUUUAUUAAAAGUAUGUC